Messenger RNA from Drosophila persimilis, 421 nucleotides. RefSeq names its product mitochondrial import inner membrane translocase subunit Tim10B. NCBI's taxonomy places the organism in Eukaryota, Metazoa, Arthropoda, Insecta, Diptera, Drosophilidae. Gene Ontology annotation, cellular component: mitochondrial intermembrane space chaperone complex. The transcript is spliced from 3 exons. The record is from RefSeq and is a predicted model, not a curated record. Bases 44 to 412 code for a protein of 122 amino acids.
UUCUGUAUUAAAACCCAACUUUUUUGUUGAUCUUGGCUCAGCGAUGGAUCCCAACUUGCGUAAUAUGAAAGACUUUCUUACAUUAUACAACAAAGUGACCGAGAUGUGUUUUAACCGAUGCGUCGAUAACUUUAAUCAGCGCGAGUUGGGCGGCGAGGAGGACACUUGCGUGGACAGAUGCGUCUCCAAGUUCGCUCGCUUUAACCAAAAUAUUAUGAAAGUCUACGUGGAUGCUCAAACCAAAAUAAAUACAAGGCGCAUGCAGGAAGUUGAGGAGAAUGCCCGAAAGUUAGAGCAACAGCAAAAGGAAGACCGUCAAAAGGAGGAGCAAACUCAGAAGGAAGCCUCAGCCGCCGGCCCUUCUGUGCUGACGCCAAUUCCUCCAAACGCCCCGGGAAAUCUAUCCAUCUAGCACCAGACC